GACACAUGCGAGCUUUUCUGCUCGACCUGGCGGGGCGACCGGACGUGGACGCGGUCGAAGCAAAGAAGCAGCUGCUGCGCCAGUAUGUCAAAGAAACUGUGGACGCAAGCAACAGAGUCAGAGGGCAGAAGACAACGCAGGAGCCGCCCUUUCAGCAGGCUCUGGCGGAGUCUUUGUCACCGGCAAGAGAUGGAGCCGCCGAUGAAGACCAAGACGUGCCUACCCUCAGCGAGGCAGCGCGGCUCGUUGUCCCCACUGAAGCGGCCCGAAUCAACGACGCUUUUGCGGAGGUGAUGCAGGAAGUCGACACAGAGGGGCCUGCCGGAGAGCAGGGUCUAUCGGCGACGCCCGGGCGAAACUUCGGAGCCCCAUCCCUGAAGAAAGAGGCGGCAGCGUCGGAGGCCCUGGUCAUAGCUUCGCUCAGGGCAUUUUCCACCUCCCGCGCCAACCUUUUGCAGCCAGCAAGCGACAAGUCCUCUGGCGGGGGGCAGAAGCGAGGCCCUUUUUCUUUUUUUCGAGCCUACUUCCGUUUUCUCUGUCGCAAGGUGUUCAGUGACAAGCGCCAGCUCGGUAUGUAUCCGGAACACAGCGAAGGGACCUCAAUCGACCUUGCAAUGACAGGGGCAGCGAUCACAGGAUGGAGCGGCACCGAGGAAGGGCAUGAAGCGUUUCCUUAUUGGGUGAAAAAGGAUCGCCUCAGCGAUGCCACGAAGGCUAUCUACGACAAAAUGAGCAGUAUGCCGAGUCCGCAUGUGAGGGUGAUAAACGUAGGAAGCCCCGCGCGGCCGACGCCUGCCAACACACCGACUGACCCAUCCGAUGGGCUUGGAGCAAGCGCCAGACUCAGUCCCAUUGAUCUAUUGCCCUCUGAGUCUGAGGACGCCGGCGCGAAUACUUCUGGGGACGCGAAUUCUGCGCCGCUGCAUGCGUUGAUCGAUGCCGGCGCGCUUUUGUGGAAUUUUCAUGAAGAGGAUGUCGCGACUUCUUUCCUACAGUAUUUCCUCAAACUCCGCAACGCUGCGGCCGAGGACAAGGAGGGCCCCGGCAGGUCAGCCGCGUUUCCUGCUGUCGCAGUUGCGUUCCAUACUUUCUCUGGCAGAUUAGCUCUGAAAGUCGGGGUGGUCAAGAAUACGGGAGGCGCCAGGCGCGUGUGGGCUGUUCGCGCAGAGCCCACCAUUUUGCGCGGCAGUGAUCAUGGCGACAUCAGGAGUGCGGUCGUCAAGGACUUGAAGCUCCACAAGAUGGUAGGAAUUCCGGCAGAGGAGUGGCGGCGGUUAUUGUUUUGCUACUUCUCCACGAAGCGAACCACCGGCGUCGAUUUUCCUUUGCCGAAAACGAAGGCGCGCGCCCUGCUCACGAGUGGGCCGCGCGUGUCGGCGUCGCGAUUACGACAGGCUGCACUGCGGGCCCGCCAGUUUCUCGACGAAGACGGCCAACAACUACAGGCAGUGGUCACAGAUGAGGCGCUGAAAUUUUGGAAGAAAACGAGACCUGAAUGGACAGAUGCUGGCCUAAACCUCGGGUUCCGUCAUAUCAUUUCGGCUGCGAGAGACGUCGAGUCCGCAGUCGCGACACGGUCACAGCUCUACGCGCUGCAGCUAACCAUGCGAGGGCUUGGCGUUGAUUUUGUGCAUCGAGCAAGGGCUGAAUUUUUUGGCACGUUAGAAGGGCCAAAAGAGCAGCUGCAGCGGGACACGGACCAGAGCCGGGUCGCGUGCUUGGUUGCGGGACAGGAUAUUGCAGUCGAGAAAGGUUCCGAAGCUGAGACAAACUUCGGCUACGAGUCGCGUGAAGAAACUGACGAUGGCACGCCGCAAGGACGCUGGACGACAAUGCAAAAAACGGCUGAAAACCUGAAGACGAGGCUGACCGGAGGCGUCAACAAGGUUGCACAAGCUUGCGCAUAUCCCUUCGCUACACAACAUGCGGCAACAACGAAUGCGCGCAUCGAGUCCGUGUUCAACUACUUGAGAACGAGGAUCGAAGAGAACGAAGGCAGUAGCAACCGGGCCACCGCAGUCCUUUCUGAAGAUGCUGGAAACAGUUGGUUACAAGGACAAAAGGAGACGAUAGUGGAGCAAGAAGAGGAUAGAGAAGAAGAGCAGGAGAUGGAGCGGGAAUCUGAGCGCGAGCUAGAGUUUGGGUUUGGCGCCAUUCGGAUCUACGAGCCCAGCCCGGAAGACGGCAAGCUAGAGGUGCGGGGAAAGUCCUCUUCGGUACAUUUUGGCAGCUCGCCUGUUGGCCUCCCCCUGAUUCCGCUUACGCAGAUACCUCUUCCCACACGCGCGCAGCGACUUGUGAGGGAAUUUGAGCCCGCAGGCAGUAUAGGGACGGAUCGCGCUGCUUCGUUUCUUGACGGUUUUUACUUGUCACGCAGGUUCCCGGUUUUCUUCAAGCCAGACGACAGCACCACAGGCAUGCCAAGGGAACCAAUUAACCAUCCUCAAGUCGCGCAAAGUUGGAGCGUUCGGUCACUCGACUUGCGCUUACUGCGGCGCGUGUGUGUCUUUUUUCCGAUCUUGAUUGGAGGUAGUGAAACAAGGGUGAGCGCCCCUGCCUUCUUCUUUGCAGAAACCAUUCAAGAUUGCCGGCUCGCGCGUGAUGCAAUGAUGGACGGGCGCGACCCGAAUAAAGGGGCCCUUGUCGUGUUUGAGCGGGUGCUCGACUUCUCACCGGUCAUUCCGGCAGGCGGGGGCCAGGAGUUUGAUUUUCUCCAAUCCGCAACAGUGCACAUGCCAGAUGGAGAAGAAAAUCCUGCGAAGCAGGGGGGCGAUCUCUCGCUCUCGGUACAACAGCGCUCCCAGAUGCAAAUGGCGCUGUGUGAAAUGAGCAUCCGAAGCCAGCUGCUGCUUGGUGACUCGCAGAUGCUCCUUCGGUUGCUACGAUACGAGCAGGAGCGCCACGAAUUCCGGAGGCAACAACUCGACGCGUCGAGCAAAAGGGGUUCGGGCUCAGUUGCGAAAGUGUGCGGGGACACGCAUUCGCUCCCGUAUACACGAACCAUGUUGAAGGUGAUUUGCAACGGAGAGACGAAAGGGCGCGAAGCUACGGACACCCAGGGGCCAUCGCGUGCGGAAGUAGAGAAGGCCACCUUCCUGCCAAAGGGAAAGGAAGUCGCUGCCACGGAAAAGGUCACGAACGAGCUGCAGCGACUUGUGGACACCUAUUGUCCGACCCGGCCACAGCGACGGCGGCUGAGGCUCUUCUUGGCAACAACCAAGAAUGACG
Molecule: messenger RNA, 3228 nt
Organism: Amoebophrya sp. A25
Lineage: Eukaryota; Dinophyceae; Syndiniales; Amoebophryaceae
Source: the annotation of a GenBank genome assembly